Molecule: messenger RNA, 2801 nt
Organism: Cydia fagiglandana
Lineage: Eukaryota; Metazoa; Arthropoda; Insecta; Lepidoptera; Tortricidae
Exons: 2
Coding region: 1367-2638 (423 amino acids)
Molecular function (GO): nucleic acid binding; zinc ion binding
Source: RefSeq, a predicted model, not a curated record
CGAGACAAGAUGUAAGACGUAAUUUGUACAUCAUGUCGGCAAUUGAUUCAUGGGCUUGGCCCAAAAUAUGAUUAACCUAGCUUCCUAUGCGCCGGUAAUGGCGGCAUAACCUUUUCACCUCUUUCAAACCAACUUGCAAUCCCUUGACAAAGAUGAGACAUCAUUUUGUUUCACCGCGUGCGCAUACGUCGCCACGUCUGGUGUCUAAUAUAAGGGACUCGGCUUAGAAACCGGUAAGGAUUUUUUAAUCUCAUUAUUUCCGCAAGCUAAAUCGCGCGUUGUCCCAAUUAAAUAUAAAUAUAACUUUUUAUAACAUAACCUCUCUAAAACCUAGAACAUUCUCUUUGUUUCUAGGGUUCCUUUGGCUAGGCCUGUCCUUUGGCUGGGCCUACUUCUUCCCUUGGCUCUUGGCCCUAUGGCUUUUGGAAGAUCUAGGGUGGUGUCGCACCAUGCUAGAGGGGAAGCCGUCUUCUCCACUUAAUUUUUGGACUCGAGGUGAAGUGUUUAUUCGAUAAAACUGUGAGUUAAAAACUUAUAUUUACAUUAGUGACUGUGUUCCUUUGCUGGAAAGGAUAAACAAUAUUUAAGUCUGAAUUUCUUUUUAACGUGAACUUUCUACAUGGUAAAUUCUAUUAUUAUUAUGAAACCUGUAAUUCCUAUGUAGGAUUUUGUGUGUAUUGCAGGCCCGAGUAUGCCUGAGAUGUACUUAAGUUAAAUUUAAUUAGUAAUAGUUACGGUACGUAAUUUAAAUGUUAAGUCUCGAGGCCGCAGCAGGUCUUAUUGUGAUGUAAAGUGAAUAAAAGUAUUUAGUAAAUAAAUUUGUAUUUUCAUUUGGAUAUGUCAUACGUUUGAUGAGUAUAGUAUCCUGGCGUCCUACUUUAAAUAUUUGGAUAUCUAUUCUCACUCCAUAGUGGCAGAAACCACGACCCUAUCUAUGCUCGUAGUUAGCCGUAAGCAUUUUUGAAUUUUUAAGUAGGUAGAUCUUGGGGGUUCUGGACCACUUACCCAGAGCUCACCCUCCCCUAUUACAGUGGCGUGCCCAACGUAUGGCCUAUGGAGUAUGACAUUUCCAAGUGAAACAUUUUAGAAAUAUUUUAGUAUUAAGGUUUUUAUAUGUAAAGGGAAUUGCAAAUUGUUGUUUGAAAGUGUUGUUUGUGUUGGAGGUUAAACUUAUAAAUUUAACCAAUUUAUAAAUAAAGCUAUACUUUAUACGCUAAAUAAUUAGCUAUACUUAAAGAGAUUUUCUCAAUAUUUUAAAAUACUUUAAAAGGGUUAAAAUCUAAUAAAAUUUUAACUUAUCUUUAAAAUAUUAUAACUCUAUACCUGAAACUGACUUACUUCUGAUAUUACAUAUCAAUCUCGAAAAAUGGAUUUCAUAAAAGCUGGUUGUAAAAUCACCCAUUUACAUAAAGACGAAAUGUCACAUGAAUUAGCGAUUCGCAGACUUCCGGUUAAUCCCAUCUCACGUAGAUCCAGUCUGUGUCAAGCUUUAAAACAGACUGCAGAUUUAGCCAAAAAGGGUAGUCUAAAGUUCCAGGACUUGGUAAUAAGUAAUGAAGCUUCCGAAUUAGAACUCUGUCAGCAUAAGGUAGAGGAGAUAGAGUUAGAAGCAAAAGGAGAAUUAUCAGCAGCGGCGAUCGACAGGCUAUCCUCGCGUUGCAAAUAUCUAUUGUGUCGUAUUUCACGGUUGCCCCAGGAGACCGAAGCGGUACUUCUGUUGAAAACGUUAAUUACCUCUUUAUUGGAUCGGUUGAAUGAGCAAGGCUCUUCUGCGUCGUCUGGUUCAGAUGAUGACUUUCAAUCUCCUAACGAAUCUCGUAUUGUUAGGGAGAUUAUUUACAAAACGGAUAAGACUUUUAAUAUAAAUUCUUUAAAUUUGAAAUUUAAAGGUGACACUUGUGUUCGUACUUUCCUGUCUCGCCUCGAAGAGUUGCGAGAUGCUAGAAGAAUUUCCGAAAGCCGAAUAUAUAGAGGUUUUCCUGAGAUUCUCGAAGGUCCUGCGUUGUCGUGGUUCCGGUCGCAACGUACGAAACUUACUACUUAUAAAGAAGUCACCGCGGCUUUACAAGAUGAAUUUGAUAUACCUGAUUUGGAUCAUCAGUUGUUACAGGAAAUACGGGCUAGGACUCAAGCCAAGUCUGAAACUAUUGUUUAUUUCGUAUCGACCAUUCUAGGAAUGUAUGAGCGUCUUGCAAAAGAGGUUCCUGAACAAGAGAAGCUGGAUACUAUGAUGAGAAACAUUCGUCCGGAGUAUUCCAAAGAUUUAGCUUUACAUGACAUAGGAUCGAUUGAGCAGUUGAAGUCGUUGUGUAAACGCAUAGAACUAGCACAGGUUAAGGCUAAACAAUUUCGUGAACCGGUUUUAUCAAACCAGUCAAAUAAUUCUUCAUCAGAACUUCCACUAAAGAACGUUGAACCUAGGAAUAAGUCCUUCCAGUCUCGUUUUCCUAAUUCCUCCAGAAACUUUGUUGCUGCGGCAGCACAAAGCUCUUCUCAACUAAAAUGUUUUAGAUGUGGUAGGUCCAACCAUAACACUAAAGAGUGCAAGAGCUCUAGAGAUAUCGUUUGCUUUAAAUGUGGAGAAAAAGGGGUGAAAACUCCCGAAUGUGUUAAAUGUAACUCUAAGACAAAAAACUAAAUAAGGUCUUUUCUGUUAAUAAUAAAUGUCGAUCUUCUGCUCCCUAUCGCGCAGAAAAGACGAUUUUCUUUAAUCCUCCAAAGGGAGACAAUAGGGUAUAUGCGCUAUUGAAUAUACUUAACUUGAAUUUCAAGGCAUUGUUAGAUUGUGGUGCCAGUGUUAG